Molecule: messenger RNA, 552 nt
Organism: Saccharomyces kudriavzevii IFO 1802
Lineage: Eukaryota; Fungi; Ascomycota; Saccharomycetes; Saccharomycetales; Saccharomycetaceae
Gene: ARL1
Product: Arf family GTPase ARL1
Exons: 1
Coding region: 1-552 (183 amino acids)
Biological process (GO): vesicle-mediated transport; intracellular protein transport
Cellular component (GO): Golgi apparatus; cytoplasm
Molecular function (GO): GTPase activity; GTP binding
Source: RefSeq, a predicted model, not a curated record
AUGGGUAAUAUUUUUAGUUCGGUAUUCGAUAAGUUAUGGGGCUCGAACAAAGAAUUGCGUAUAUUGAUUUUGGGUUUGGAUGGUGCCGGUAAAACUACCAUCCUAUACCGUUUACAGAUUGGUGAAGUAGUCACUACAAAGCCAACCAUUGGUUUUAACGUGGAAACGCUAAGCUACAAAAACUUGAAGCUGAACGUUUGGGAUCUUGGUGGACAGACCAGUAUCAGGCCCUACUGGAGAUGCUACUAUUCAGACACCGCUGCAGUUAUAUUUGUGGUUGAUUCGACUGAUAAGGAUCGUAUGUCUACGGCCUCUAAGGAACUGCAUAUGAUGUUACAAGAGGAAGAAUUACAAGACGCUGCGUUAUUGGUCUUCGCUAAUAAGCAAGAUCAACCAGGCGCAUUAAGUGCAAGCGAAGUGUCUAAAGAACUGAAUCUUGUAGAAUUGAAGGACAGAAGUUGGUCUAUUGUGGCGUCAAGUGCGAUAAAAGGUGAAGGUAUUACAGAAGGUUUAGAUUGGUUGAUCGACGUUAUUAAGGAGGAGCAACUAUAA